AUCCUUGAAGACGAGGACCUUGCACAACAAAUACAUCUCCACCUGCAAGGCAUUGCGAAGGACGGCUACGUGAAAGCACAGGAUGUUGUUGAUAUUAUGGCAACUCCGGAGAUGAAACAAUACCUAGGCUUGAAGACUGGCAUCACCCUGCGGACGGGUCAGCGUUGGCUGCAUAAUAUGGAGUGGAGAUAUGGGAAGGCAACAAAAGGAAUGUACAUUGAUGGCCAUGAGCGGGCUGAUGUCGUCGAAUAUCGGAAAGGAUUUUUGAGUCGCAUGAACGAGUAUUCAAAACGGAUGACGACUUACGAUCGUGAUGGAAAUAUCCUAUCCAUGCCCACCGGAAUUGAUCUUGCUGCCGGAAUCUACCCGCUCAUCAAAGUGACCCAGGACGAAUCCACAUUCACGAUGUAUGAUAGACGGCAGACAAAAUGGGACCACGAAGAUGCAAAGCAACCAGAGGCCAAGGGUGAAGGGCCCUCGUUGAUGGUUUCAGGCAUGUUGACUGAAGAAUGGGGUGAGUUGAGGCAUGGUGACAGCGAAUCCCGAGUGCUGUUCAAGGCAGGUAAAAAUAGAGACGGAUACUUCAACAACGACAACCUUGUGAAACAGGUCGAUAACGCAAUCGACAUCUUCGAGGAGAAGACCCAUGGUUUCAAACGAGCCCUGUUUUUGUUCGACAACGCAACAUCGCAUCAGAAACGGGCACCUGAUGCUCCGAGCGCAAGAAAGAUGGUGAAAAACCCAAAGCGUGCAUGGACACAUCAACCAAAUGGACCGAAAAUGCGGGAUACAACCCUACACGAUGGAACACAACAAAAAUUUUACUUCGCGGAUGAUCACCCCACAAUGCCUGGGUGGUUCAAAGGCAUGCAGGUCAUUCUGGAUGAGCGC
Molecule: messenger RNA, 891 nt
Organism: Suillus clintonianus
Lineage: Eukaryota; Fungi; Basidiomycota; Agaricomycetes; Boletales; Suillaceae
Exons: 2
Source: RefSeq, a predicted model, not a curated record